Durusdinium trenchii is the source of this 1785-nucleotide messenger RNA. NCBI's taxonomy places the organism in Eukaryota, Dinophyceae, Suessiales, Symbiodiniaceae. The record is from the annotation of a GenBank genome assembly.
AUGCGCAUCGAACCGCACCUGAUUGGCACUGACCCACACAAUCGAGAUGGUUUUGGGAUCAGUGUGAAGGAUUGCCAUGACCUGAUUCGUUCGAUCACAGAAGUUGGCUUCUGCAGUUCUGAGACGGCUCCGGUUUGCGCGGAGCUCGAUCCGUUUGACCGGGAGCCACUCGCCUUCAACGAAAGGCUUACAAUGGAAGCGCAGGGCUACUUGCCUCCAUGCCCUCACAUGAGGUUUACGUCACUGGCAGGGUCCCACCUCAAUGCCGGUCUUCGAUGCAUUGCAGCAGGGUGUAAAUCCGACAUUGCAGAGCUGGUGCACUCAUCAGGCCGCCUGAGCUUGGAUGUGAUCAAGGACAUCGACCCUCUCUACGCAGAAGCAGUCACAAGCGGACUGCGUUGGCGGGUCAUCAGCUUUGAACCUCUUCGAGAGUUCCCAGAGAUGAAGGGGCUAAUCCAGAGCGCUUCAAACGCCAGUGGGCACCUGGCUAAAGGAGAGCACGAGCUGCAGCUUCUCAAGAGAAUUGGGAACAUGGUGAGCAGCGCAGAAAAGCGCAAGGGCCCCUGCUCCUAUAAAGACUUGAAAGACUCCCUGCUGCGUAGCAAGCCAGUGUGCGCUCCUGCAGCACCCUUCAUGCACCGGUUCAUUGUGAAGUUCUCAGCCGGAGCUCCAGGUUUGCUUGACAGGGUGGAGAAGGCAGUCAAGCAACAAUGUUCCUCAAGCAAGCAGCUUGGGGGUGACUUCUUCGAGGCGCUGUGUUCAGAGGGCAAAGGCGUCCAAGAUUUGAUGAUCGACUUGAGACACGCUUUGCUUGGGGCUGCCUACAUGAGCCCGAGCCCGCUGAAGAUCACACCGCAGGAUGUGAAGCGAGCGCUCACCAGUCGAGAGUUCAAGCCACAGGCUGACAAGGCCAAUGGCCUGAUUCGGCGCUGCUGGUCACUGGUUGAGAGUCACGGUGCUUGCGACCCAGGUGUGCACAUGUUGAUGGCGGAGUUCGAAACAGACUUGGUGCUAGCUAUGCUUGGGAAGCGACACAGUGAGGUGAAGAUCUCUGAUUGCCAGGAAGCUGCAGCCUGUCGGCUGAUGGACAAGCUUGAGACUGCCAAGCAUGUUCGUCUUUGCUCAGAGAUCAGGCGAUUCAAUUCCGAUGGCACGCUGGAGCCUUCCCAAUUCGCUCGAGAGGCUGGUUUUGAACCAGGGGUUUACAUCCAGCGCAAAAAGGAUCAAACGCUGGCUCAGAUCAAUUCCUUUUCCAAGGACAAUGUCCUUGUUGAGGUCGAGGAUGGUCCCAUCUCGGGGAAAGCAACCUUCAAGAUUGCAACAUUGUUGCAGGGGAGCUGGAAGGUGGUUGAGCGAAAAGCUGAACCUCAGGACGUCGAAGGCUUGACGGAUUUGCUGCCGUUGAGUUCCCCAGCAUUCUUGGCACACUGCCUGCGCGAGCAGGUCAUGCAGGCCUUGUUUGACUUAGAGGCAGCUCAUCACCAUGUCCAUGAGCAGUUGAGGGUCCAGGUCAAACCAGUGAAGGCAGUCUUUGCCACAGAGGCCUUUCCUAAGGGCAAACUCGUCUUGGUUCCAUGCUCAUUGAAGCUCGACGGUCGCAGGUUGGGCCAGAUCAUGGAUGGCAACAAGACUAGCCUGUGUUUGGGACAGCUUUCCUUGAAGCAUGCCAAAUUGGCAACUUGUGAGUCAAUGGUCUUUUGGAUUCAGCCCUUCUUCUCGGAUGGAGGGAAAGACAAAACCAAGCCUGGUUUUGUGAGUCCCUUCUUCUGCGUUCGGCUGAGCUAG